This is a messenger RNA of Neoarius graeffei (lesser salmon catfish), 7287 nucleotides long. RefSeq names its product coiled-coil domain containing 18 (gene ccdc18). The transcript has 28 exons. The coding region runs from base 354 to 4556 and encodes 1400 amino acids. Lineage: Eukaryota; Metazoa; Chordata; Actinopteri; Siluriformes; Ariidae. The record is from RefSeq and is a predicted model, not a curated record.
UGCUGUGAAGAGACGGGAAACCAGUUGGAUAAGAAACAUGGCAGCUUAAAGCGACAUUAACGCUAAAACCUUGUAUAUUUUUAUGUUGGUAAUUCAGAAGUGUUGUUUAAUUUAGUUAAUAGAUGCUGUACGAAGUGUUUAUAAAAGUAGUUUUGGCUGCAGGAAAGCAGAAAAGGUGGAAAUGGAGCUAAGCUAAGCUAACUAGCUAGCAACUGACAACCUGUUGUGUAUCUGUUUACACAGAAUUCAAUCUGGAAUGUUUAGAAUCACUAACCGAAUCCAAUAAUCCGAUGAUUCACUUGUCAUGUGAACUCUGGCUUCUUCUGCACCUCACUUGGCUAUGAGAGUUCCUGAUGUGUGACUCAGACCGAGAGCUGGUUGAAGAUGUACUGUCCUUGAGAAAUCAGUUGAGAAGAACCGAGAGGAGCCUCCAGGCUCUGGGAGAACAGUUAAGCCAGUCAGAAAAUGACAGCAUUGAUAGCAUCGCUGAGCACAAAAAUGGGAGCGGAUCAGACCGGUUCCCAGGUCACAUCACCGUCGAUGAUCUUCACAAGCCCAGUGCUGUGAAGGCAUCAUGUCCAGGAAGAGUGGCGAGAUACAGCACUCCAAAGGCAGCAGAGCAGAAAACCUGUGCAAGAGCGCAUAGCUCUGACUGUAGACUCCGAUCAGACGGAGACAUGGAGAACGAAGUGGCUCAGCUCAGGAGGAAGCUCGGCUCUGUGAGGGAGGAGAACUCGUCUCUGGUGCUGGAGAACAGGCAGCUGAUCCGCGAUCUGGAGGCCGCACAGCUUGAGAUCACCAGCUCCAAGUCUAAGCUCCGAUCAGACGGAGACAUGGAGAACGAAGUGGCUCAGCUCAGGAGGAAGCUCAGCUCUGUGACGGAGGAGAACUCGUCUCUGGUGCUGGAGAACAGGCAGCUGAUCGGCGAUCUGGAGGCCGCACAGCUUGAGAUCACCAGCUCCAAGUCUAAGUUGCGUGUUCUAGGUUGCACCGUCGGCGCAAAGACCUCCAGUGUGUCCAUCAUGACGGAGCAAAUCCUGGACUUGGAGGCACAGCUGGAAGCUCAAGCCACAGCUUUACGAGAAGCGGACCUGAAGCGGGCAGCGAGCGAACAGACUGCGCUGCAGUGUAACAGAGUGAUGGAGAAACUCAGACAAGAGCUCAACACGGUGAAAUCGGACCUGUGUGAUAAAUCUCAGCAGUGGAAGCGGACGGAGCAGCAGAGGAACCAGGCUCUGAGAAAUGCAGAGAAACUCUCUGUGGCUUUCAAAAACUACAAACACAACGUUGCUGAAAAAUUAAAGAAGGUGAUGGAAAACAAAGGCAAGCUGAAGGCGAGUUUAAUCGAGUGUGACUGUGAAAGAGAAGAGCUGGAGAAAAGAUGUACAGCGCUGGAGAGAGAGAAGGAGAGAACGAGUCACAGUCUGAGCAUGGAGCUGAAGGAGGUGCGAGUCCAUUCCGAGGCGCUCUCUGCCGAGCGUCAGGAGCUGCAGGGCCGAGUCCAGGAGGCGUCGGAGCAGCUGGGUCGACUGCAGAGGGAGAUGGAGCAGAAGGAGACGCUGCUGAAGGAGGCGGAAGGACUCAGGAGGGAGAGGGAGGACCUGCGACUCCUCACAGCCUGUCAGGAACAGAGGCUGACUCAGACUCACAGGGACAUGGAGCAGGCCAGAGCAGAGCUGGCCAGUCUGGAGAAUGUUCUCGACUUGUUGCAUCUCAGAGAGAAUCGAGAUGGAGCGUUGUGUGCGAAUCCGUGUCUUUUACCCUCGCUGACUUUGACUGCAGUCACAGAGAAUCUCCAGCACAAAUCAGUGGGUGAGCGAUAUCAGAAGCUGCUGGCGGCACUACAGAGCGUGGAGAAGGAGAAGGCGAGGCAGGCGAGCGCUGCACAGAGCCUGCAGGAGAGACUGACCCGGGCGCAGGAGGAGAUCUCAUCCCUCCAGACCUCCAUCACACAGAGAGCUUCUCACUACCAACAGCUUCACAACCAGCUGCUGGAUAAAGCUGCUCAGGCCACCACGCUGGAGAAGGAGCUGAAGAAGAAGAGCUUGCGUCUGGUCGUGGUGGAGAAACAGCUGCAGGAGAAAAGUGCUGCUUAUUCACAGGCUGCUAUUAAAAACAGCCAGCUGGAGCAGAAGAUAAUGGUAACGCACACGUGCACGUUGGAAAAGGAGAGCAGCAUCCACCACUAUCAGUCGCUCCUAAAGAAGAGACAGAGGGAAUAUCAGCAGGCCAUGGAGACGUCCAAGAUGGCCGAAACACACAGAUGCAGGGAACUGGAGGACAGUGUGGGGGUGUUGCAGUUAUCUCUGGCUCGGAGCCAGGCCGAAGUAGCAGAGUUAAAGCAGGCCGUGUCCGAUCUCCAGUCAGAGAAACAGGAAGUAGAACAUCAGGCUGGUUUGCUGCAGGCGUCUGUGGAUCAGCUUACACAGGAAAUGGAGAUGAAGGACAAACGUAGUGAAGAAGCAGCACGUGCUUUUGAAGAGCAAGCCUUCGAGUCGGUUUCUAAGAUGAAGUUAAUGGCAUCGGAGCUGUCGUGCUGUAAGGAGGAGCUGAGCGAUGGCCUGCAGCAGGUUGAGAAGGUCAAGCAACACUACGAGAAGCAGCUGGAGCUAAAGAACUCUGAGUUGUCAGUUCUGCAGGAGGCAGUAAGGAGCGGAGCGCUGGCCUGUGAGAGCUCCACCGAGGAGAACCUACAGCUGCAGCGCGCCAUGCAGAGACAGCAUGCCAUGUUGCAGGAGAGCACCAGCUGCAUUACACAGCUCGAGGAUAGCCAGAGUCACCUGCAGAGCCAGGUUUCUCAGCUGGAGCAGAAGCUGGAGAGGGAGCGCACCUCCUCAAUACACCAGCUUAGAAGGAAGCAGAUGGAAGUGCAGGAGGCUAAGGAGGAGGUGCAGAAGAAGGAGAAGCAGACUGCUGAACUCUCUGCUUCCAUAAUGAAGCUGAGCUCUGAGAUGAAGGCAUGCAGAGAGGAGCUUACAGACAUGGAGAAGGAGCUGCUGCAGCUGAGGAGGGACAGCAGCGCUAAAGCCACACAGCUCAGUCAGAUGGAGGAGACGCUGCAGGAGACCAAGGGCAUGCUGGAUAAGAAGAGUGAAAUGGUGAUUGACCUGGAGGAGAAGCUCCACCGGAGCGAGAUGGACAGGAGGAACUCUCUGCAGCGGGCUCAUUUGCUGGAGGAGCAGUUAAACACGGUACGCGGUGAACUGACUGACACACUCGGCCACCUGGAGGAGCUGAGGGACGUCCUGCAGAGGACUCAGCUCUCCGCCGACCAGCAGCAGGCCACCAUUCAUCAGCUCACCACAGAGCUCAGAGAAAGCCAGCGAGAGCUGGAGGAGAGGAAUCAUGAGAUGUUGGACAUGGACACGGCACUGAAAGAGAGACAGGGCGAACUGCAGCAGAGGGCAGAGCUGCUCGGACAGCUGGAUGUGGUCGUUAAGGAGCAUAAGCUGGAGAUGGAGAGGAAGGUGGAACAUCUGCAGGACAUGCUGGAGAAGACUGAGAGAAAGCUUAGAGAAAGAGAUAAACAGGUGGGGUUUCUGACUGAGAGGCUGGACUUGGUUAAAUCCCAGCUCGAGGGGAAGGAGGCUCUGGAAAAGCGUGCGUUGGAGCUUGGUCAGCAGCUGCGUGUGUGUCGCGAGCAGCUCCAGAAGAGUGCUCAGGAUCUGCAGGAUGCACACACUCGCUGUGACGCUCUGAGCAACCAGCUGGACAACGUCACACAGCUGGAAAGACAGAAGGAGACUGACGUAGAGCGUCUGCAGGAGCAGCUCCGUGUUCUUGAGAAGCAGCGGCUGCAGGGCGAGGCUCAGCUGCAGGCCACGAUCACGGAGCUACAGCACGAACUCGAGCAGCAAAGAGAUGAUCACAACAGAGAGGUGUCAGCUCUCCAUCACACACACGGGCAGCUCCUGAAGGUGUCUGAUCAGAUCUCUGUCAGCCUCCGUAGCUCUCAGGAGCAGCUGGAGGAAGCGAGAGCCAACGCUGCCGACCUCCACACAGAGCUCCGCUCCACACAGGAGCUCUUGCAGCACGCCAACGAAACGCUGCUCAUUAAGGAAUCUGAGAUCGCACGUCUCCAAGCAAAGAUCUCCAGCCUUGAGAGAGCCUCCGAGCUCUGCAGCUCCACGCACCAUCAUGAGUCCAGCACUCUUCCUGCCCUGUCUCCUCCUCUCAAAGACCCACCACUGAGUUCUCCCCCUUCCCUCAGUGACCCUCUCGCUGGCUUCAGCUCCUGGAAAGAAGCCUCCUCAGAUGUCUCCCUGGAGCUCUCAGAGAGCCUGAAGGCAGCACUGAAGCCUCCAUGUUCCCCAUGCAGUGGCUGGCAGGGCCUGAGCCACACACACCUCUCCUCCAGCUCAGACAUGACCUUCAACCCACUCGCCUACAUGCUGGAUGGAGAAGAACCCGAGGAACCUGAGGAACCAGGAAUGGACUCCCUGUCAGGAAUGCUGAGGUUUGUUAAUCAGACUCUGGCCCUGCAGGAACAACACUCUAACACACAUAUCCAGGCAAGUACACACUCGAACAGGAAGGAAAGGAUCUCUUCCAGCUAAUGCAGAUGCUUCUCAAUAGCUCGGGAUUACACAGAUCUUAGUGGUUUACGAAGAUGUUUAAGAGUUGACGUACUUUUUGUUUUCCUUUUAAAAGGACCUCAGUGAAGACGGCUGUAAAAGGGACGUAUCAUAACAGGAAGCGACGUUUAGGAGCUGAUCUUUAGGAUACGUUUCUGUGGAAGUCUGGUUAUAUUUCCUGUCCAUCUGAUGCUCUGGUUUCCUCUCGGAUGACUUGUUCAUGCAGUCAAAACAAUCCUGCUCACUUGAAGGUUGAAUUUUUAUUUUUUUAAAUAAUGUGUCUCUUUUGUAAGCAGUUGUUUUUUUUUUUUUUUUAUAUUUGUCAAUAAAAUGAAUAUUUUAUGAUUUUUAAUUUUUCGUUUUAUUAAAAUUUAUACCACAGGAUGUGCCAUUCUUGAACAAAAAUACACUUCAGGGUGGUAAGAGUAAGUGUCAGGCUGUGUCACGUGAUUCUGUUGUUGAUUAUUUUCCUAAAACUGCAUGCCCCGAAGUGGGUGAAGUCCCCCCCCCCAGCAUUAUUUAUCAGAUGAAACAUGAACAUUCUGUAAUGGCGAUACACUGGUGGUACAAGGUUCCCCGAGUUCUUCACACAUUAGCAUGAGGAGAAGUACUUCAUUAAGUCGCUCUGAAUAAAAGUAUAAUCCUUGUUGCAAUAAUUACAUCCAAGAAACAUUUCUCUGUUGAACGAACCUCUCAGAAGCUAUGCUAGAUAGCGAACAUUAACUCGAGCUGCAUCUUUAGCUCGAGCUUUAUCUAGUUGCUCACUCCUGCACUGCUAAUGUGUCAAGAUGCCUCAGGCUCCGGCCGGCGGGAUUAGAACCAUGUAGUAGUAGUAGUAAUAAAUAAUACAUUUUAUUUAAGGCGUUUUUCAGGGCACUCACGGUCACCUCCCAAUACACAUAAAUGACAAUUAAAAAAGCAAAAAAGACAAUAUAAAUGAAAUAAAAUCAGAAAUCAGCAGUAGUGGAUGACAAGUUGUAGUGAGUAGGUAAGUUUGAAAAGGUGGGGUUUUAAACGGGUUUUGAAGAUGGAUAAUGAGUUAAUGUUCCUGAUGUCCGGGGGGGGGAGGGCGGCUGAAGGCUCUGGACCCCGUGGUGGACAGACGGGCAAAGGGCACAGUGAGGCUGAUGGAGGAGGCUGACCUAAGUGUCCAGGAGGGAGUGUUGAUGUGGAGAAGGUCGAAGAGGUAUGGGGGGUGAGGUUGUGGAUGGCCUUGAAAGUGUGGAGCAGGAUUUUAAAGUCUAUGCGAAAUUUGACAGGAAGCCAGUAGAGUUGUUGGAGAACAGGAGUGAUAUGAUUGAUGGAUGGAGUUCUGGAGACAAUACGAGCAGCUGAGUUCUGGACCAGUUGGAGCUUAUGGAUGGACUUGUGGGGGAGACCGAAGAGGAGGGAGUUACAGUAGUCUAGGCGGGAUGUGACUAAAGUGUGGACCAAGAUGGCAGCGCUAUUGGAAGUAAGGGACGGACGGAGGCGGUUAAUAUUGCGAAGAUGGAAGUAGGCCGACCGGGUAACAUUUAUUAAUGUGGGUUUGGAAUGACAAAGAGCUGUCAAGGACGACACCCAGGCUCUUAAUCUGAGGGGAGGGGGAAACAGAGGAGUUGUCAAUGGGGAUGGUGAAUCUGGGAGUAUUAGUGAGAAUGGAUUUAGAACCAAUGAGGAGGACCUCAGUUUUAUCACUGAGUUUGAGAAAGUUGGAGGAGAGCCAGGAUUUGAUUUCCUGUAAACAGACACAGAGGGAGGGGGGCAGGAAGGUGGAGGCGGGUUUAGAGGAGAGGUAGAGCUGGGUGUCGUCCGCGUAACAAUGGAAAGGGAUGUUGUAUUUACAGAAACUAUGACCAAGAGGAAUGAGAUAGAUGAUGAAUAGGAUGAGACCGAGGACAGAGCCUUGGGGAACACCAGAGGAGAGGGUUGGGAUGUGAAUGUCUUUAGCUGGAUGAACUGAGUGCGGCUAGAGAAAUAGGAAAUGAACCAGUCCAGGGGUGUGUCAGAUAAUCCAAUAGAUGCUAGCCUGUCAAGCUUGUAAUGACACUCUGACCCUAACUAUAACUCCUUGUCCAUUAUAGCCCCCAUAUAUGGUAAGCGCAUGACGUCUUUCUCCGCCCACAUCCAUUCCCUCAGCGAGACUAAUUUAAUUUCAGUGCUUUUAAUCAUGUGAUGUUGCUUCUAAACAUCAGGUGCUGUUGGCUCGUUUGGGUCUGUUUCUGUGGCGCACCAGGAUCAGUGGUGAAAGCUGGCAGACAAGCAAAGUACCUGUAAAUCAAACAGCUGCUCCUUUGUGACAAACCAGCAUGUAGUAUUCACACCGAAAGACUGAGGUUAGCCAUUCUGUUUAAAGCAUCGAAACAUCAUCGUAUGUUUGUGUGAGUGGAGUUUAUGGAUCUGUUCUUGCUCUGCAGAUCAGAUAACCUUCAUGAUGUUAAUCAGUGCAUGUAGAGAUCACAUCAUCCUCGAUCUCUGCUGAUGCUUAUCGUUUUUCCAUGAAUAGGAAUAAAAAAACCAGCAUCGUUAUCCUCAGUGGGGCUGAUGGAAAAAUGGUUUAGGUCGGGGGGAAUACCGUACAUCACUAAUGUACCAUUGUAAAAGGUUAUUUAUAAAUUCUGGUUUUUGAAUCUGAGCUGUGUUUUUUGUCAGAAUAACAAACACGGUGUGCAGAAAAGUCGUAACCCUUUUGUUCAAAACAAAAAAACAAAUAUUAAACUUUGGGGUUUUGUCA